This is a messenger RNA of Rhododendron vialii, 527 nucleotides long. Its product is annotated as DNA-directed RNA polymerase subunit 10-like protein. Bases 132 to 347 code for a protein of 71 amino acids. The record is from RefSeq and is a predicted model, not a curated record. Gene Ontology annotation, molecular function: zinc ion binding; DNA-directed RNA polymerase activity; DNA binding. Gene Ontology annotation, biological process: transcription by RNA polymerase I; tRNA transcription by RNA polymerase III; transcription by RNA polymerase II. Lineage: Eukaryota; Viridiplantae; Streptophyta; Magnoliopsida; Ericales; Ericaceae. The transcript is spliced from 5 exons. Gene Ontology annotation, cellular component: RNA polymerase III complex; RNA polymerase I complex; RNA polymerase II, core complex.
UUUUGAUCCCCCUAAUACGGCCCAGUUCAAAUAAAAGCCCAUAUCAGUCAGGGUAUAUAUACUCCGCCGUUCAAAACGCGGGUAUUGUUAUUGUGUUUUGGAGGGGACGGAAAGUAGGGCAAGAAUCGAAGAUGAUUGUUCCGGUCCGGUGCUUCACUUGCGGGAAAGUCAUUGGAAACAAAUGGGACAAGUAUCUCGAUCUUCUCCAGUCUGAUUACGGCGAACCUGAUGCCCUUGAUGCUUUGGGGUUGGUUCGCUACUGCUGUAGAAGAAUGCUCAUGACACAUAUUGACCUCAUUGAGAAGCUUCUGAACUACAAUACUCCGGAGAAGUUUGAAGGAACUUGAGGAAGCUUAUGGAGUUGCAAGAACUCAGUAGUGUUUUAUCUUUCCACAUUCGACAGCUACGUGUCUUCGUAUGUUUUGAUACUUGGGAAACUUAAAUGUUGGGUCAUGGUAUUCAUGUACGCUGUAUGAUGAAGCAAUCGUCGUUUGACAUGACAUCCUCGUAAGGAAUGUGCAAUUUUA